AUGUACGAGCAGCUGCAAGGUCAAGAAGAUCCGACCGGAGAUGCACGCAGGGCAGGAAGGUCCCCAAGCAAUAGAGCCGCAUCCACGGAUGCCCAGCCGUACGAGAACUCUACAAUCGAUGGCGAAUCGGAUACAUCGAGCUCGAAGCCUCCUACCUACGAGCUGAUCAACGACAAAGCAUACCACGAUGAUGACUUUCUCCUGCUGGCAAGACCGCCGGCGCCUGGCUAUCCCGUCCCUACGAAGAAGCGCUUCUUUACAGGAUGGCGCAUGGGUGCGCUCGCAUCGGCUACCUGCGCCAUAUCGGUGUUCAGCAUGAACCUCGCGGUCACAAUCUGGGUCUGGAAGAACCCCGAUUACGAGCAUGAGGAUGGCGUUGGGACGUUAUUCCAAGGCAGUUGCUCUACUGUUCGACAAUCGAACGUCUACGUCCACCUGGUCGUGAAUAUACUCAGUACCUUAUUGCUGUGCAGCUCGAACUACUGCCAACAGAUUCUUGCUGCGCCGAAUCGAGAAGAGCUGGGGCGUGCGCACGCACGGCGAAAUUGGCUGCACAUCGGCGUUCCUAAUCUCCGCAACCUAUGGCAUGUUGGAUGGGAUCGCUCCGUCUUGUGGAUUUUGUUGUUUCUCUCGUCUGUACCGCUACAUUUGUUGUUCAACUCCGUUGUCUUCACAAACCUGCAGGCAAAUGAGUAUGCUGUCAUACCGACGACGCCUGACUGGGUAAUGUCUACGCAAAACGUUUACGACACCUCGGGCUUUGUGGAUAUCAGAACGAGCGCAAAGGAAGUGAUCUCUUCAACUGUAAGGGAUUACAGAUUCAAACCCUCUGAUGUGGUCGUGUUGAGGAACGGCACCACGGUGCCCGGAUACAGGAACGUCAGCACACCCGAAUGUCUUACAGCAUAUGGCACGCAGUAUGUCUCAGCAGUCGGGAAUUUGUACUUGAUCCAAGCAAGCCCGACGGUUCUGCGGGACGCUAGUGCCUGGAUUGGUCGACGUUAUCCUAACGGCUCUCUCGAAUGGGUGUUUCAAACACUAGAAACGAAGAAACAGGACCUCGAGAACGACACAUAUGUCACCGAAGCUCCAAACCAACAACUCCCGGUGAUGAGUACGCCAGAACUGUAUCCUUCUAAUGGGUGGCGCUGUCUUCCUCAUCCUUCUGUCAACUGCGAUCCUGACGAUGAGACCGCAAUACCAAGCAAUCGAUCAGCGUGGGAACCUUUUGAAGUACCCGUGGCAUACUGCACUAUCGAACAAGUCGAAGAGUUUUGCAAGCUGCAAUUCAGCUUUACUAUUGCCAUUGCGGUUGUUGUGGCCAACUUCGUCAAAGCAGUCUGUAUGAUACUGUUGCUCUGCCUGUAUUGGGAUCAUGGCGCGCUUGUAACCAUAGGAGAUGCGAUCGCGGCAUUUCUCGAAAAUCCAGAUCCCGAAACCUACGGUCGUUGCCUACACACCAAACGAGACGUUGGUCUCCGAUGGAACUGGAACGAAUACGCUAGCAUUUCGAAAGUAGCACUCAGCACUCCGAGCACGACGCGAUGGUGGUUGACGUACUCUACAUACACCAUCAGUGCUGGGCUCGGUGGACUCUGCAUAGCACUUUCCUUGGAAGGCAUGCCGAAAGACCCUGUAAAGCUAUGGAAGACAGGGUUUGCCACAGUCAACGGUAACAAUCUCAUGGACUUCAGCACAUCACUGAUUCCGGGCGUACUUUUGGCGAACACACCUCAGCUGGUCCUCUCAUACUUGUAUAUCGCGCUAAACGCUCUCUACACAAGCAUGUUUGUGUCGGCGGAGUGGGCAAGCUACGUCAAAACACGGAAAUCACUCCGCGUUACAUCGCCCACUGGCUUCCAACGCGACUCCUACUGGCUCAACGUACCCUUCCGCUAUGCCAUUCCUAUGACCAUCAUGUCAGGUCUCUUCCACUGGCUCGCAUCACAAAGCAUAUUCAAAGUACAGAUCUCCAUCACAGACAUGCAUACGCGCAAAGUCGCCAGCGAAGUUUCAACAUGUGGCUAUUCCCCCGUCGCGAUCAUCCUGACUACGAUCGUGGGUUUCACUAUCGCAGCUGGCGGUCUCCUCAUCAGCAGGUUCUGGUAUCCAGCUGGUAUACCUCUGGCUAGUAGCUGUUCUGCUGCUAUUAGCGCGGCGUGUCAUGCGCCGCCGGAAGAUGUCAACGCCAGUCUUUUACCGGUACAGUGGGGUGCUGUUACACAUGGGACAGCGGGCGAGGAUGGGGAUGAGCCGAUCGGCCGUUGCUGCUUUACGAGCUUCCCGGUUGAGAUGCCUAUUCCGGGGCGGUUGUACGCCUGA
Messenger RNA from Alternaria ventricosa, 2322 nucleotides. RefSeq lists its product as uncharacterized. The transcript is spliced from 5 exons. Bases 1 to 2322 code for a protein of 773 amino acids. NCBI's taxonomy places the organism in Eukaryota, Fungi, Ascomycota, Dothideomycetes, Pleosporales, Pleosporaceae. The record is from RefSeq and is a predicted model, not a curated record.